AUGACUUGUCUCCUAGAUCUCUCGCAUGAGCUACUCCAGGGCAUACUGGGUGAAGUCGAUGGGCAUGAUCUUGCGGCAUUAAGUGCGACGUGUCGAGCCUUCAACUCAUUUGUGAAGGGGAACAGAAUACUCUGCAAGAGUGUGUACCUGCGAUCAUGGGACCGUCCAGCAGGAGCAGAGCCUUGUUGGGAGACGUCGGUACACAACCUAGUCGCGUUGACGAAGUUACUAGAAAGCGAUAAUCUCGAGACAAAGCGACAAGCUUUCGAGUGGGCGGCUCCUCUAAUCGCACCACUCUUGACGACGAAGAAUAGUGCUAGGAACGCAGAGUUCCUUGCGGACCUAUUCACAUCUCAGAAGAACAUCGACGCCUUCCUCGCCGCAUCCUCCCUCUUCGAACAUGCGGGCAACUUGACACAACAACCAGCCUCUACUCCAGAGCUACGCCAGCUCGCGGCCAAACUGCACUGUCUGUACGGCGUGCCGAUAGACUGUCAGAUUCCCCCAAUGCUGGUACAAGAAGACAGUGACGACAACUCUCCAUCGCCAUCGUACUCAGUUCUCUGGCAUCCAGAAUCAGCCAGCGAGAGCGUACAGAUCCCAACAAACAACUAUGCUCGAGCUGUAGUCUACGACCUCAGACGAUAUACAGAAGAAAGUUUCUGGGGUCCCUUCAAGAGUGACGGAAGCCAGGAUGUGGACUGGGAAAAGGUGGAGGCCAUCAUGGUCGUUCUGGGAUACAACAUGCGUCUGUUCAACAGAAGAGCACCACACGUCUUUGAGCCCAUAUGGGAGAAGCCAUUCAACGGAGUCUCACCAAAUUCCUACGUCUCUGCACCGCCAACGACUUUGACGCGAGAAUUGAGCCCACCUGGAGAUCUAGACAUGCAGGAUCCAUACGGCAUCACCGGAGAGUGGAUGAGGGUAGUCUGCUUCCUGGACUACCACGACUUGUUCGCCUUCAACUUCCUACACAGUGUACCCGAAGACCAACCACGAGAUCCCAUCAACACUCGUGAAGCGAUCAGAAUCAUACGCCUCAAACUUCGUGUCUCUGCAAUCGAACCUCCAGGACCAGAAGACGGACAAGACUAUCCAGUGGUUUCUUUCACAGGUACAAGCUGGAGUCUCCACGCAAGUUGGGAUGCGAACGCCAAUUCGCAAAUCAGAGGCGAGGUCCGCCAAACACCAGAAGGUGAGAUUCGAUGGACCACAUAUUCAAUAUUCCACAGUGAGGAGCGAUGGCGAAGCGAAGGUAUACAAGUCGGCGGUGUUCGCUCAGGCAGAGGUGUCUUGGGAAACUGGUUCGACAAGGACUUUGACCGACACGGACCGGCUGGACCUACGGCAUUCUGGAAAGUAUCGGACUAUAUUGAGGACAAGGAUGCUGAUCAAGGUGCACCUGAUGAUGCUUCUUUGGGUGACGAUGACUCGGAUGGUGAUACUGAAUACAUGAGUGAUUAA
Messenger RNA from Aureobasidium subglaciale EXF-2481, 1464 nucleotides. RefSeq lists its product as uncharacterized. Lineage: Eukaryota; Fungi; Ascomycota; Dothideomycetes; Dothideales; Saccotheciaceae. The transcript is spliced from 5 exons. The record is from RefSeq and is a predicted model, not a curated record. Gene Ontology annotation, molecular function: protein binding. The coding region runs from base 1 to 1464 and encodes 487 amino acids.